AUGAACAAGUUGCUGCUAUUAACUGCCGGUUUUGCUGCAGUUUUAGGGAUGCUCGAGUCUGGUAUUUUAAGGAUAUUUAGGCGAUGGGUUGGUAGUAUAAAACUAUCUUGUGACAUGUUAGCGGCAUUGCAGUUAUGGUCUCCAACACUUGCAACCGUUUCAUUUGCCAUAAACCAUACCGAUCAUCUUGCAAUUCUGGCUAUCAAGUCGAGCAUCAUUCAUGACCCCCAAAAUGUUCUUGACUCGUGGAAUACGUCUUUCCAUUUCUGUCAAUGGCAAGGUGUUACAUGUGGUCGUCGGCAUCGUAGAGUCACCAGAUUAGACUUGAAUCUCGAGGCUUUGCUGAGGAGGGAUACCAGCUUUCUUUGGAAACUUCACUUCUCUCAAAACUUUAUAGGUCCAAUGUACAACUUGCAACUAAUUAGUUUUGGUUUUAACCAUCUCUAUGGUACGAUCCCUCAAUUCUUACUUAAUUUAACAUCUUUAAAAGUUCUUAGCAUACCAAAUAACUCAAUUAGUGGAAGUUUACCAAAAGAUAUAGGCUUGGAGCUACCCAAUCUUAAGAUUCUUUACAUAUGGGGUAACAAAUUUACCGGAAGCAUACCUUUCUCAUUUUUUAAUUGUUCAAACUUGUUAGAACUUGAGUUGAGCGACAAUAGAUUUACUGGGAAGAUAAACAUAGAUUUAAGACGUAUGCCAAAUCUUCAAGUUGUUGGGUUAGGCCCUAACAGUCUAGGGAGUUCGGAACCUGAUGAGAUGAACUUCAUUGAUUCAAUGGUCAAUUGUAGUAAACUAGAAAUAAUAUAUCUUGGUACGAACCAAUUGACUGGAGUUCUUCCCAACUCUAUUGGCAAUCUCUCAUCUCAACUAAUAGCUCUAUCAUUUAGUAGAAACUUCAUUUAUGGGACCUUGCCCUCUGGAAUUGGCAAUCUUGUGAAGUUAGAGCGAUUACUUAUAGACUCUAAUUAG
Messenger RNA from Erigeron canadensis, 969 nucleotides. RefSeq names its product receptor kinase-like protein Xa21. Gene Ontology annotation, molecular function: protein binding. Bases 1 to 969 code for a protein of 322 amino acids. The record is from RefSeq and is a predicted model, not a curated record. NCBI's taxonomy places the organism in Eukaryota, Viridiplantae, Streptophyta, Magnoliopsida, Asterales, Asteraceae. The transcript has 3 exons.